AUGACACAAUAUCGAACUAAACUACAUCCUUCGUCUUGUUUUCCUCCUAAUCCAUCAACGCCUAAUACUAAAAAUCGUCUUUUUAUACGAGUUGCUCCAGUUGAAACUCGAUAUCGUUGCUGUCGUCUUACAUUUAUCGGUAUUAAUACAACGACUUACUCAGCCAUUGCUGCACUUCUUGCCUAUGGACGAUUAACAUCAAUUGAAGUUAUAAAAGUCUUUGAUAUAUAUGAACAACAAGAAUCUCGUUUUAUACUCAAUGAUCUUCAAUUAAUUGCUUUAUUUAACAAAUGUAACAUACGUCUUGAAAGAGUUCAAUCUUAUUGGGAAACUAAAGAUUCGACCGUUAUUAUUAUCAAUGUACAACAUAAUCAAUUGGAAACUGAAAGUAUAUCAACAUGGAUAAAAAUGAAUGCUUUACUUGUGGAAAAUAUUGUUUCACAAGUGUGUAUUUAUUCACCUAAUGCUACAUUAAUUAUUUGUACACAACCAAAUGAAUUAAUGACCUAUGUUGCAUCACGUGUUAGUAAAUUUCCUAUCGAACGAAUAUUUGGACUUGGUGCAAGUAUUCUUACAGCUUAUGCACAUAGAACUAUACUCAACCAAACCGAAAACAUCCAUGGUCAUGUCAAUGGGUUUUUUGUAAUUGGCAAUGGAUUAAUUGAUAAUUCAUGUACUAAAAUCCUUAUGAAUAAUAUAACUAUUGAUGGAAUUCCUUAUUCAGAUAUUCAUUCGAAGCUAAUAGGAAGCCAUGUAAAAACUAUAACUGUUGAAAAUCAUAUCAUUUCAAGAAAACGACGCCACAAAAGUUGGGACAUACAGAAGCUUUUAGAAAACAAUGAAAAUGUUUAUUCAAAUGUUCGACGUCGAUUACCAAUUGUUACUGAUUUAAUAUUACGUCAAAAAACUGCUAUGAAAUAUCUCUUAUCCAAUUCAACUAUUCCUCAUUCAAAACCUAAACUACAAGAAUCACUAAACAUUCUAUUGAGUACUAAAUUACGUUCUAAUUGGACAGAAGCAAUGUUAAUAGUUCAUAUUAUUCGUGCACUUAUCAAUGGAAAUGAGUUUCAAUCAAAUUUUGUUGUUAAUAUUGCACCAAUAAAUAAUUCAACAAAUGUUUUUAUUAAUUAUCCAACAAUCAUUGGUUCAAGUUAUUGUUCAAUUGAAUAUAUGUUACCAUUUUAUCAAGCUCAACAUAUUCUCAAACAAAAAUCAUUUCUUACACCAUAUGAAAAAUUACAAACGAACAUAUGUUUUUCCAAAUCAAAAGAUUAG
This is a messenger RNA of Rotaria sp. Silwood1, 1275 nucleotides long. Lineage: Eukaryota; Metazoa; Rotifera; Eurotatoria; Philodinida; Philodinidae. The record is from the annotation of a GenBank genome assembly.